Messenger RNA from Piliocolobus tephrosceles (Ugandan red Colobus), 4247 nucleotides. RefSeq names its product zinc finger protein 792 (gene ZNF792). The record is from RefSeq and is a predicted model, not a curated record. Gene Ontology annotation, molecular function: DNA-binding transcription factor activity, RNA polymerase II-specific; RNA polymerase II cis-regulatory region sequence-specific DNA binding. Gene Ontology annotation, biological process: regulation of DNA-templated transcription. The transcript is spliced from 4 exons. Lineage: Eukaryota; Metazoa; Chordata; Mammalia; Primates; Cercopithecidae. Bases 568 to 2469 code for a protein of 633 amino acids.
CUUCCGGUCCUGUACCCCCAGCCUGACGAGAGGCUGGGCAGAGACUCGCGAUCCCCAGACCCUGCCUGUGCACCGGCGGCUGGCGCCAGGCCAAUGACUGUCCGGGAGAGCGCGACUCUCCCGGCCGCCUGGGUGGGGGCCGGAACUUCCUGCGCUGCAGCCUCGCUGGUCAUUUCCCGGCGGGGAGGCUGAGUCCCCAGGAGCUGGGGACCCCGGGCUGGGGGCUGGGCGGGUGCGGCUGCGCCCUUGAAGCUGCUGCGCCGGCUUUCCCGGACCGUGCCGGGGACAGUGAGGCCGGGGACCCCCUCCGCGCCUUUGCACCAGCCGUGACCCUUUGCAAGGGGGGUGCCCGGCGGAGCUGCGCGCUCUCAGGGCCCCAGAGCCUGCGCCCCGGGCGCCGCGCGCAUUUUGCACGGGGGAGACUGAGGCUAGGAGUGCGACCCUCAACCCGGGGUCACGCCUCGUCUGGGGCACGGCCAGGUGGGUGGUAGCCUGAGUCUGCGAGACCCCCUUCUCCCGCCCCGUGGUCGCCCGCAUCGUGGGGCCCUGCUUUGACCACAGACUCCGAUGGCGGAGGCGGCCCUGCGGGAUCCCGCGCAGGGCUGCGUGACCUUUGAGGACGUGACCAUUUACUUCUCCCAGGAGGAGUGGGGGCUCCUCGAUGAGGCUCAGAGACUCCUGUAUUGCGAUGUGAUGCUGGAAAACUUUGCACUUAUAGCCUCGCUGGGACUUAUAUCUUUCAGAUCCCACAUCGUUUCCCAGCUGGAGAUGGGGAAAGAGCCCUGGGUGCCUGACAGUGUGGAUAUGACGUCAGCCAUGGCCAGAGGGGCUUAUGGCAGGCCUGGUUCUGAUUUUUGCCGUGGAACAGAGGGCAAGGACUUACCUUCUGAGCAUGUUUCUGUAGAAGGAGUGGCACAGGACAGGAGUCCCCAGGCAACUCUAUGCCCCCAGAAGACCUGCCCCUGUGACAUAUGUGGCCUACGUUUGAAAGAUAUUUUGCAUUUGGCUGAACACCAGACAACACAUCCCAGGCAGAAACCGUUUCUGUGUGAGGCAUAUGUGAAAGGCUGUGAGUUCAGUGCAAACCUUCCCCAGAAGCAGGUGCAGCAGAACGUACACAACCCUAUCAGAAGGGAGGAGGGCCAGGCUUUGCCUGUAAAGACCUGGGGAGACCACACAUCAGAUCAGCUUUCCACCUGCAGGGAGGGCGGGGAGGACUUUGUGGCCACAGCAGGGUUUCUGCAGCGUGAGGUCACUCCCAGCGAUGGGGAGCCGCACAAGGCCACCGAAAGUGUGGUGGAUUUUCACAUUGCACUAAGGCAUAACAAGUGCUGUGACUCUGGGGAUGCCUUCAAUGACAAAUCCACUCUUGUUCAGCACCAGAGAAUCCACAGCAGAGAAAGGCCUUAUGAAUGCAGCAAAUGUGGAAUCUUCUUCACUUAUGCCGCUGACCUCACUCAACACCAGAAAGUUCACAAUAGAGGAAAACCGUAUGAGUGCUGCGAAUGUGGGAAAUUUUUCAGCCAGCACUCCAGCCUUGUUAAACAUCGCAGGGUUCACACUGGUGAAAGCCCUCAUGUGUGCGGUGACUGUGGGAAAUUCUUCAGCCGAAGUUCCAACCUCAUUCAGCAUAAGAGGGUUCACACUGGUGAAAAGCCAUAUGAGUGCAGUGACUGUGGGAAGUUCUUCAGCCAGCGUUCCAACCUCAUUCAUCAUAAGAGGGUUCAUACGGGCAGAAGUGCCCAUGAGUGCAGUGAAUGUGGGAAAUCCUUCAACUGCAACUCCAGCCUAAUUAAACAUUGGAGAGUUCACACUGGAGAAAGACCUUACAAGUGCAAUGAAUGUGGGAAAUUCUUCAGCCACAUCGCCAGCCUCAUUCAACAUCAGAUAGUUCACACUGGCGAGCGGCCUCAUGGGUGCGGCGAGUGUGGGAAAGCCUUCAGCCGAAGCUCUGACCUCAUGAAACAUCAGCGAGUUCACACUGGUGAGCGGCCUUAUGAGUGCAAUGAAUGUGGGAAGUUGUUUAGCCAGAGCUCCAGCCUCAAUAGCCAUCGGAGACUUCACACUGGCGAACGGCCUUACCAGUGCAGUGAAUGUGGGAAAUUCUUCAACCAAAGCUCCAGCCUCCAUAACCACCGGAGACUUCACACUGGCGAGCGGCCUUAUGAGUGCAGUGAAUGUGGGAAAACCUUCAGGCAGAGGUCCAAUCUGAGGCAGCACCUGAAAGUUCACAAACCAGAUAGGCCUUAUGAAUGCAGCGAAUGUGGGAAAGCCUUCAACCAAAGGCCUACCCUCAUUCGGCAUCAGAAGAUUCAUACCAGAGAAAGGAGCAUGGAGAAUGUGCUCCUUCCCUGUUCAAUGCAACAGCACACACCAGAGAUAAGCUCUGAGAACAGACCUUAUGAGGGUGCUGUCAACUACAAGUUGAACCUUGUUCAUCCAAGCACCCACCCUGGGGAGGUUCCCUAGGAAUGCUAGCUCUGUUGGAAGCUUUCUGGGGACUAGUUACAUUCUCUUACCAUGGAUUUUAUCAGCCUUUUUUUCACUGCUGGGGUUGUGAUAGAAGCCAUGUCAGCACCACACACUGCAGCUCUCCAGAGAAUGUGUCCACCACUCCACUGUGCUCAGGGAAGGCAGACCUCUCCUCUCUCUUUCCAAUCCCUAAAGGGAAUAAGGAGUAGUCUGAAGCCAUGGGAAGAUGUCGUUCCCGCCCUGUGUGGCUGGUUUAGCUGUGGACAUGACCAGCCUGUGGCUGUGAAGUCCUGAACAGGGUUUUGCCGACAGCUUGUCCUAGAGAAGGUUUCCCUUUUUCUGGGACAUUGUUGGUCUCAUGCCUCUGAAGGAUUUGUCCAGCCUUCAUGUUACUCUGCACAACUACUUAUCUCCUGUGCAUCACCCUGGUUCAUGCGAUGAUAAUGGCCUUAUGAUAAAGCUGCCUUUAAUCGUCCAUGUUCUGAUCACUGUGUGAGGUGGUUCAAGAACAGAGUUAAGAUCUACCAAACUGAAGGAGUCUCCAGAUUAUCUUGGAGGUGACAGGAGGAUGACAGAGAACAACUGUCAAUCCAGACUUGGCCUCAUUGGCAUUGCCACCAAGGCCUCCUAGGAAAAAGUGUAGGAAUUUAUGGGUGUAAUAUUGUAGUCUGAAUGGCAGGAAUCUGCCCCCAGGAGGGGGCAGUUGUGACAAACUCUAGUGCAUGUGGGAACAGCAUGAAUUGGGUCCCUUAUUCCCAGGGGGUGCCCCAUAUUCCCCAACACUGUAAAGCAAAUGCUGUUUAGCACCUGCCAAGGAGCCUUAUGCCCUAAGUUCAGCCUUAGGCAGGUAUCUCUUUAACUGUAAGACAUACCAGGCCCAGCUGGGACCAUAAUUUGUACAGAAACACUGGAUGUGAUUAAUAGGGAAUAGGCGAGAUUAUAGCAAACCAGCAGAAAUAGACGUGUUCUAAAGGUGCAUCCAUGAAUGCUCCCUUGAAUGUGGCUGUGCAGGAUUCAGGGUUUGCAGAAAUUCUCAGGACCUCUAGACCUCUGUCCUAUGACUAAUGUUACUGGCAGAGCAAAUAAUCCAAAGGUUUUGGUUUUGUGGGUUACGAUCUCUGGGCUGUGCAUCUCAAGGCCAGUGCUGUGCUAGCUGGAAAAUAGGGACUGAGAAAAAAGCAGAUCCUAUACUACAGGGAUUGUAGCAUCUAUGACAUAGCCAGCCAUUCUUUGCUCCCAAGGCAAGAAGAAAGAGAUGGCAGAAUCAAUACAGGGUUGCCAAAUUGGAUUUUCUAAAAUGAGUAGGAGGUUGGAUUUUUAUGUGCAACAGUUUGUUUUAAUGCUUUGUUGAUAUGUAAUUGUCAUGCAAUAAUUAUACAUAUUUGUUAAGUUUUGUACAUUUGUUAUGUUCACUCAGGGAACCAAUACCAUCAUCAUGAUAAUGAACGUAUCCAUCACCUACAGAGCUACCUCAUGCCCCUUUACAGUCCCUCCUUGCCUUCCCCAGGAAACCAUUGAUUUACAUUUUUUACUUUAGAUUUGUUUGCCUUUUCUAGAAUUAACACAAUGGAAUCAUAAAGUAUUUAUACUCUUUUUUUUGGUCUGGUUUCUUUCAUGCAGCAUAAUUAUCUUGAGAAUCAUCCAUGCUGUGUGUAUAUAUCGUUCAUUCCUUUUACUACUGAGUAGUGCUAUUCUGGGUGAGUGCACCAUAGUUUUUUAUGGUUUAUUUUAAAAUGUUAAAAAAAUCUGAUGAAAUACACUUAAUAUGAAAUUUA